Rotaria sp. Silwood2 is the source of this 450-nucleotide messenger RNA. Lineage: Eukaryota; Metazoa; Rotifera; Eurotatoria; Philodinida; Philodinidae. The record is from the annotation of a GenBank genome assembly.
AUGGAUGUUGCACGAUGUCAAUAUGAAUCUCUACAUGAUGUUGGUAGUGGUGACGAUGGAGCUAAUCAACUUCGUCAUUGGAAAUUAGCAACAGCUGUAACACCAAUAACAACAACUGAUUAUACGAAAUUUCUAACACCUCGUGUUAAGCGUAAAAAAAGAGAAAAAAUAACAACUGGAUUUAUUGAGCAAAGUGAUGAUGAAGUUACUCGAGGUGGUGAACAAACAACGAGAAAAACAACAAAUGAUGAAACAACACGAUCACCAUUAGAAAAUAUUGAAGAUGAUGAAGAUGUUGAUUUUUCUGAAGCAACACCAAAUAUGUCAUUGGAUUUUUUUACACUUGAACAAAAGUUAGCUUUAGCUCGUAAUUAUUAUCAUGAUGCAAGCAAAGAAAGCGAAGAUGGUAUGAUUAGUUGGGAUGAGAGUGGUAUGUGCAGAACAUCAUAA